Molecule: messenger RNA, 2835 nt
Organism: Pipistrellus nathusii (Nathusius's pipistrelle)
Lineage: Eukaryota; Metazoa; Chordata; Mammalia; Chiroptera; Vespertilionidae
Source: the annotation of a GenBank genome assembly
AUGGAGUCCGGGCAGAGAGCCGCCCGAAAGGGCCGGAAGCUGGGCUCCAGCCGGCGGCGGCUGACGCGGGAGCCCGCGGCCGGCCAGGAUGCCCCUGUGGCUCCGGAGCCCUGGUCCCCGCAGGCGGCCGAGGAGCUGCAGGGCUUCUUCCAGGCCUGCGGGGCCGCGGAGAGGGGCUUUGUCACCCGCGCGGACCUGGCGGCGGCCAAGCUCAGCUUCCUGGGCAGCGAGGAGGAGCCGGAGAUGAUCUUUGACUGGGUGGACCUGGAGCGGAAGGGACGGCUCUCCCUGGAAGAGUUCAGCUCCGGGCUCAAGAGCAUCUUUGGCUCCAGCCCGAGCACGCAGAGGGUCCGCGGAAGGAGGCCGCUGUCGUCCAAGCGGGGAUCUGCGGCCACCAGCUUCCCGGUGCUGGAGGAGGCGGGCGCGGAGGAGAAGGAGGAGUUCCUUGCCUUCAUGGAGCAGCUGGGGGGCAGCCACUCCCUUCCUGAGCAGGAGAUCUGGCAGCUGUGGGGGAAGCUGAGGCAGGAGAAGCCCCAGCUGGCAGGCAACCUGGAGGGCUUCCUGGCGCAGAUGACCAGCCGCCUGCAGGAGGCCCGGGCUGACAGGGAGUCUCUGGAGCUGACCCUGAGGAAGCGGGACUCUGACCACCAGCGCGAGGUCCAGCAGCUGUACGAGGAGAUGGAGCAGCAGAUCGGCCGGCAGAAGCAGCAGCUGCAGGCCAAGAGUGAGUCCCGGGACCUGGCCCUCAGCUCCCAGAUGCAGGAGGCCCUGGAGGCCAAGGAGCGGGAGGCGCAGCAGCUGGCGGAGGGCCAGAGGGAGCUGGAGGCCGAGCUCAGGCGCCUGAGCAGCGCCCAGCGGGAGGCCGGCUCCGAGAAGCAGCAGCUGCGGGACGCCCAGCGGGACCUGGCCGCGCGGCUGGAGCAGGUGCAGGGGCAGCUGCAGGCGACCCGGGGCCACCUGAGCUUCGCCAGGAGCCGCGUGUCCUGGCAGGUGGAGGCGGAGCCGAGACAGGGUGAGGUUCCCCUGUCUGAGCCCUCAGAGGGUCUGGACGGUGUGACUGAGCCCUCAGAGGGUCUGGAGAGUGUGGCUGAGCCCUCAGAGAGUCUGGAGAGUGUUCCUGAGCCUUCAGAGGGUUUGGGGUAUGUGACUGAGGUUACCCUCUUUGAGCAGUUACCCUCUUUGAGGUUACCCUCUUUCAGACAGGGUGAGGUUCCCCUGUCUGAGCCCUCAGAGGGUCUGGAUGGUGUGGCUGAGACCUCAGAGGGUCUGGAGGACAAGGGUCCCCUAUCUGAGCCCUCAGAGAGUCUGCAGGGUGUUGCUGAGCCCUCAGAGGAUCUGGACGGUGUGUCUGAGUCUUCAGAGGGUCUGGAGGGUGUGGCUGAGCCCUCAGAGGGUCUGGAAGGUGAGGUUCCCCUUUCUGAGCCCUCAGAGGGUCUGGAGGGUGAGGCUGAGCCCUCAGAGGGUCUGGAAGGUGAGGUUCCCCUUUCUGAGCCCUCAGAGGGUCUGGAGGGUGUGGCUGAGGCCUCAGAGGGUCUGGUGGGUGUGGCUGAGGUUACCCUCUUAGAGCAGUUACCCUCUUUGAGGUUACCCUCUUUCAGACAGGCUGAGGUUCUCCUGUCUGAGCCCUCAGAGGGUCUGGGAGGUGAGGCUGAUGUUCCCACACAGGGGGUGGCACCUCAGGGUGAGCCAGGCCCGGAAGUGCUGGAGGGCCUGAGGGAAGCUCCUGGCCAGGCCAAGCCAUGCGGGCCGCCUGCCCCCCCACAGCAGAGUCUGGAGGAGGAGCCGGGGGAGGAGGAGAGGAAACAGGGGGGCCGACGCAGGCGAGGCCUCAAUUCAGAGCCGCCGGCUGAGGCUGGGGUCCUGAGGACGGGGCACUCAGAACUCUCCCAGCCACGCUCCCUGCCCGCCCCUCUCCCAGCUGACACAGCGCAGGCUCAGGCUGAGGCCGCAGGCCCUGCUCCCGGAAGACCAUCCCCUCCAAGGGACUCUCCCCCUCUGGGGGCUCAGCCCGAGGGUGGGGCAGGGCCCCAGCCGCCCGAGAACACCCUGCCCAGCACCCUGCCCAGCACGGAGGCUGCGCUUCAAGCCCAACCCGGGCCGCCACCCACAGCCGCUCCGGCGGAGGGGGAACAAGGCCCCCCACAGCCCCGGGCGCCGCGGGCAGACAACCGGCCUGAAGACCCAGGAGCAGGCUCUGGGGGCGCUGGGCUGACCCUCACCCCAGGGGUCCCCACGGGCAGCGAGUCUCCAGCCGAACCCGAUCACAUCUUCCACGUCAUCUUCCUGGGAGACUCGAACGUGGGCAAAACCUCCUUCUUGCACCUGCUGCACCAGAACACCUUCGCCUCGGGGCUGACAGCCACAGUGGGAGUGGAUUUUCGGGUCAAAAACCUGCUGGUGGACAACAAGAACUACGCGCUGCAGCUCUGGGACACGGCUGGCCAGGAGAGGUACCACAGCAUGACGCGGCAGCUGCUCCGGAAGGCCGACGGUGUGGUGCUCAUGUAUGACGUCACGUCCCAGGAGAGCUUCGCCCACGUGCACUACUGGCUGGACUGUCUCCGGGACUCAGGGCCUGACGGAGUGGCCAUCCUUCUCUUGGGAAACAAGAUGGACCGUGAGGAGGAGCGGCAGGUGUCCACCGAGGCGGGGCAGCAACUGGCCCAGGAGCUGGGGCUGUCCUUCGGGGAGUGCAGCGCGGCCCUGGGUCACAACAUCCUGGAGCCCAUGGUGAGCCUGGCCAGGUCACUCAAGAGGCAGGAGGACCUGCUGAAGGGCGCCCUGGUGGAGGUGGCCCCCAAGAAGCCGCCGAAGAAAGCUGGCUGCUGCUCCUGA